Messenger RNA from Tupaia belangeri chinensis (Chinese tree shrew), 8443 nucleotides. RefSeq names its product zinc finger protein 831 (gene ZNF831). NCBI's taxonomy places the organism in Eukaryota, Metazoa, Chordata, Mammalia, Scandentia, Tupaiidae. The record is from RefSeq and is a predicted model, not a curated record. The transcript has 6 exons. Bases 368 to 4315 code for a protein of 1315 amino acids.
AGAGCCAGACCAAGUUCUGUCGCUGCAUGAGUCUCCGGGUUUCUCGGCAUGGGGCUCUUCUCAGUCCACUCGGAGCCCACGCGCAGGCCAGGCAGUGGAGGCUGUCCCCCCGACUGCGUUUUCUGAGGCGCUGGGAGCAUUUCUCUGUCCUCUGAGAUGCAGCCUGCAGCGGGAGCUGUAGGGGGACACUGGGGCGCCGUCUCGGCAGGCAGUCACCAGUUCCCUGCACAGCGAGUGCGGGGCUCCCUGGCUGGACCUCGGGUGGCCAGCCCGUCCGACCUUGCUGGGCCUCUGGACCUUUCCCAGGGCUGGGCAGGUCAUCUGUAUUUGAACUGGAACCUCAUUGGCUGAAAAGACAACACUCUUCAUGAAGGUUACCUGGUGUCCUGGGCCGCCCAGACAAUGUGGAAUGGAGGCUCCAGAGCCCACCUGCCCUGCCCUGCCAGCCAGGGACCAGCCAGCUUCCACUCCUGGCCCUCCAGGGGCCCCUGGUGGACAGGCCUCACCUCGCCUGACCCUAGGCCCCGUUAUCCUGCCUCCAGAGCAGGGCCUGGCUCCCACCCUGUUCCUGAAGGCUCUGCCCAUUCCACUGUACCACACGGUGCCUCCUGGGGGGCUCCAGCCCCGUGCCCCACUAGUGACAGGCAGCCUGGAAGGGGGCAGCAUGCCCUUUAUCCUUAGCCCCCUGCUGCCGCCUGAGGGACCUGGCCCCUCCCAGAGGGGGAAGCCUGCGGCUCCCACACUGACCGUGAACAUUGUGGGAGCUCUGCCUGUCCUGUCCCCAGGCCUGGGGCCCACCCUGGGCAGCCCUGGCAAGGUGCGGAAUGCCGGCAAGCACCUGUGUCCACACUGUGGCCGCGACUGCCUGAAGCCCAGUGUCCUGGAGAAGCACAUCCGCUCCCACACGGGGGAGAGGCCCUUCCCCUGUGCCACCUGCGGUGUCGCCUUUAAGACGCAGAGCAACCUGUACAAGCACAGGCGGACCCAGACACACCUAAACCACGCCCGGCUGUGCUCGGGGUCUGGAGCAAGUGGGCUGCUGGAGGAGGGGGACAGGACUGGAGAGCCAACCCCAGCAGCGGGCCUGGAAAGCCAGAGCCAGACGGUGGGCCUGGGGUCAGAGGGGCCUCCCUCUUCUCCAGGAACCAAGACUCCACAGUCGAAGACAGAAGCCAUUCCCUGCCCAGGCCCCGACAGGGAGGCCUUCUCCGAUGCUCGGCACACAGCAUGCGCUACGCCCCUGCAGGCUGGCACCGAGCCCUGGCGGAAGCUGCCGGAGCAGAAGUCCCCGACCUUGGGCAGGCUGGGCUCCCUGCAGCGGCAGCAGGCCACAGCCUCGGCCUCGGAGAAGCCCUGGGACGCCAAGGCCGCCGAGGGCCGGCUGAGAAAGUGCGAGAGCACUGACUCCGGCUACCUGUCCCGCUCCGACAGCGCUGAGCAGCCACAGGUCCCUGCCAGUCCCCUGCACAGCCUGUCAGAACACAGCGCAGAGUCUGAGGGGGAGGGAGGCCCAGGCCCGGGGUCCGUGCCAGCCAGGGCCGAACCUGUGGCACCAGGGGCCAGCCUGGAGCUGGAGAAGAAGCGGCUGGAGGAGCGCAUCGCCCAGCUCAUCUCCCACAACCGGGCGGUGGUGGAGGACCUGCAGCUGGACACCGUGCGGCCCCGCAAGACCGUGCUGUCCAAGCAGGGCAGCAUCGACCUGCCGCUGCCCUACACGUACAAGGACUCCUUCCACUUCGACAUCCGCGCACCUGAGCCGGGCCGCAGGAGGGCCGCCCUGGGCCCCGCGCGCUCUGCCUGCGCACCCCUGGACAAGUCGAGGCCCCUGUUCUUCCACUCUGUCCCCACCCAGCUCUCCACCACCGUGGAAUGUGUCCCGGUCACCAGGAGCAACUCGCUGCCCUUCCUGGAGGGCUGCAGGACCUGGCCGGAGCCCCGGGUGGUCGGCCCCAGGACGCAGAGGCCGCUGAGCCCCAGGCCAGUGCCCGCCCGCUGGGGUUGCCGCUCGGGCCUGAGCUUGGCCGUACCCAGUGCGCACCCAAGAGCCCUGGUCCGACAGUCGGCCGUGGAGGACCUGCCAGCCACCCCGACUGGAGAUGGCCUGGCCCCCGCCGAAGGCCCUGAUGGAAAGGCAGCUGCUGUGGGGGAUGGGGCUGCCGGCCGGGCGGGGAGGAAAGGCUGCCCAAGGAGGCAGAUGUUCACCCAGGAGAAGUGGCAGGUGUAUGGGAAGGAGACGUUCAGGAGGAUCUACCAGAAGGCGAAAGCCAGCCACCAAGGAGACAGGAAAGCCAGGGAGGCCAGAGCGAGCAGUGGGCAGGACGCACACCCUCCCCCCGAGGGAGCAGCAGCAGCAGGCCAGGGCACUGGCCUGGCCACGGACAGGAGGACCUCUGUUUCUGUGGACGUUUCUGUUGGGGCUGUGCAGGGGCCGUUGGGAGGUCCACCAACCCCCAGGGGUGCCAACGUGACUGAGUGCCCUAAGCAGAGGGAGCCCGUGGCCAGAGCAGGGGGCGGAGAGCUACCCACUGCCAGCAGGGCCGGGCCUUCGCCCACACUUGGGGGCAGAGGCCCGCCCUGGGCCGGCAGCCAGAGCCCUCUGCUGCCUCCUAACCGGGGGCUGGGACCUGGGCGGCACCUGCCCCCAGUGCCUGGGCCCCUGAAGGGAGCUGACCUGGAGGUCCCCAGGCCGAUUUUGCCAGACCCCGGGCUGGAAGGAGGUGCCCAUGGAGGGGGGGACGUGAAGGAGACCUGUCCCUGGGCUCAGACUGUCCCGAGACUGCCCAAUACUGGCUCUGGGGAGCCCCACCCAGUGGGGGACAAGCUUCCCUCCGAGAAGAAGAAGCCGAAGGUGGAGGAGCUGGGGGACUGGCUGCAAUCGGAGCCUCUGGGGGCCGAGACUCCAGGUGGCCACACACAGACCUCCUCCCCACUGCUAUCCCCGAAGCAGGACCGUGACCUCAGGGAGAUGCCAGGGACGCUGCGUGGGAGAGGGGGACAGGCUGAGCCCCCAGGGUCCACUGGUGCCCCCUCAGUUGCUGCCUCUGUUGCCUCAAGGCUCACAUGGCCAAAGGACAAGGAGCCCGCCUCGCAGCCUGUGGCCUCAGGGUGUCGCUCGCAGCAGGACACCCAGCCUGGGGCUCCUGGCACCCCCUCUGCUGCUCCGGCAGACAGAGCCUUUUCCCCCAAGUACCUCCUCAGGUUACCACAGGGAGAGACCCCCGCCCCAUUGCCUGCUGCCCAGGGCCCCAGGGAAGGCCGGGACUGGCUCUGUGGGAGGGGGCAGCCCGAGGAGCAGGCAUCCUUUGCUAGGCCUGGACUAGGAAGCCCCCUGUCCCCUGGCCCAGCCUCAGGCCCGGCCCCGAGUGAAGCAGAUAGCAUUUCGGAGGAUGUGUGUCGGCCCAGGCCAUGGGAGGGGAGAAAAGGAGAGCAGGUGGGGGGGGACGAGGGCGGCAGGCUAGACACUGACACCCCGGAAGCCGGCGAGUCUCCUGGUUCUGCCCUACGGAUCCCCAGGGGCACAGCCUCCCUCCCGCCCACUCCCACGUGUGACACCCGCAUGGCCCAGGGUGCAGGGGGGCAGACCCUCUCCAGCCAUCACCUCUGCAUGGGGAGGCCCUCUGGGGGGGUCCUGACCCUCUGGGCAUCCAGCGGGGAGCUGGGCAGGUCUCCCAGGAAAACUCCAGAAGAGCCUCGUUCAGGGCCCCUGGCAGGGCUCAAGCCCUGCUGUCCUUUCCAGCUAGGCUCCUUCCUCCCACCCUUUGCUCGGCCACAGGACACGGCCCUGGGGCAGCCUGAGCUGGCCUCGGCUCCCCACGCAGGGACCCCCAGGGGCAGUGGGCCCCAGAGCUCCUUCCCCUCCCUGAGGGCCGAGCCCCGGCUCACGUGGUGCUGCUUGAGCCGCAGCCUCCCUCUGCCUCUGGAGCAGGAGAAGGCCGCAUCUCUGUGUGGGUCUCUGCACCCCCCUGGGGGCAACCGCAGGGGUGAGGGGCCCGAACCCCCACCUGGGAGCAGCACAGGAUGGACCAAGACUCGCCCUGGGGACAGCGGGCUGGCGCAGACAUCAAAGCUCUCCCACCCAGUACUCCCAGGAGUGACGUCCCAGGACCCGGGGUCUGAGCCAGAACUGAAGAAAAGACUGCCUCGUAGGAGAGCGAAGACGUCUCGUGGGAACAGCAAGCAGAAGAAACUGAGGAUCGCUCCCAAAAGGUCCAAGUCCACUGGGAGAGCCCCCUGGUGCCACCUCGGAAUUGGCUCUUGGCAGUGGGAAUGCCAAGAAGGACAACGGCUGCAGAGCAGCCUCAGGAACCUCUCCUAGGACAAGCUCACGGACUGUCAGGGACACGGAAGAAGGGACCGUGAAGGAAACUUCUCCAUCUACCGGUGAGGGGGGUGACUGUUCUCCUUGCUACGCUGCUGCUGCCAGGUCAGGACUAUCCCCGCCAUCCGACACCUGCUUCACAGGGGCCAUCGCCAGCCUUCCACCCCACAGCGAAGGUCUCUGUGUUGGAUCAGUGGAGGCUGAGGGGCUGCCCUCCCGGGAUCAAGUCCCGGUAGAUCCCAAACCGAGCAUUUUCUCACAUGCUCAAGAGCCUUCUUCCUUUGGCUUCAAAGGAACUUUUCCCCACAAUGAAAUCACUACCUCUGCAGCUGCUGUGCGCACUUCUGUGGGGCCACGAGCAGGCCACCCGGCCCUGGGAAUGCAUAUUGAAAAGCCACAAGACCACAUGCGGGCUGCAGAAGAGUCCCUGGCACACAGCUCUCCAGACAGAAAAGCUACUGCAGAGGGUACAUCACAGGCACUGUUGCCAGGAACACCUUUAUCUGGACAAAGAGUUUCAAGUCCAAGUCCAUUGGGGUCAACUGGAAAAGCUCAUCUUGAAAUAUCAGUUUCACAACCAAAUGCAACGAGCUCACACCAAGAGGAAGAGAGACACGAGGCAUUUCUUCCUCCCAGGGGCUCACAUGGUUGUGGGGAGACAGCCAUCUCUUGUGCCCUGUUGGGAAACAGCAGCGGGGAAUGUCAGGUAUCUGGGUUAACCAUUCUGAAGGAUAGUGUGGUUUCUUCCAACCCAGGGCAGCCCACAGAAAUUCCUGAAGCUACAUCUAGAUCCAUCAAGAAGAGGAGUUUGGAAGGAAUGAGGAAUCAGAAUCGGGUGGCUUUCAGUGACACCAGCAGUGAUGAUGAAGACCGAUUAGUCAUUGAGAUAUGAUUUUCCGAAGAGAGACCGAUGCCCAAGAUGUUUCCCCAGGAAAUGGCAUCAUGCCUGCAGGAGGACCAACCCUGUGUACGUAUUAGGACAGCCAUCUGGGUCCUUUCCAAGCCAAUUCCAACCAACUCUAAACCUCCAACUCGACACCCCCUCCCCAGCUCCCCUGAGCACACCUUGCUCUUGUUGACAUGGUGGCCGCUGGGGCAAAGGUGGCAAGGUCCAAGAAGGCUCAGCAUACGCAAUGGCCAGGUCGUGCCUCCCACGGUGUCCCGUGCCACUCCCCUCAGGACUCACUCCAAUGUACUGGCAUGAGCGAAGAGCACCACGACCCACACGUGGGUGGAAAAGCGGCCCCAGAGUCCAGGCGGCUUUCCUCCGUUAGUGAGCUGAGGGCUUUGUCUGAGGCGGCGAGCACUCUCAGGAUAACUGGGGUAGCUCGAGAAAGAGAUGGGUGUGAGCCGGGCAUCGAGACACUUCUGCUCAUGCUGGUGACAGCGUUCGGGUUCCAUUGAGAACCCCAAGUGUGGAGGGAGUUUUCACCUUCUCAGUGGAAGUCGUAAACAUACUCUGAAUGCAUGCAGGCCAAGAGGUGUCAACUGUUAAACGUCGCACGGUGGCAGUGUUCCUUCCGGGGCCGAUGCCACCAGCACGCGCUCUCCCUGCCUGCCCGUGCCUUUCCUGUUGGGACCUCUGCAAAGGUGUUUCUAGUCUUGCCAAGGGAUGUUGUGCUAAACGUGAACAGAGCAGUCUCUGUACUGAGUCUUUUUUUUUUUUUUUUGAGGGGGGAAAAUUCACUUAUUUUCCUCUGAUUCUUUUUGUCAUAUUGUGCUCUGAGCAAUUCAAUUAGAGGGUGACAUUUUAGGAAUCUGUACAGCUUAAACUGAUGCCUGCUCAUCGUGACGGGAGCCUUUUAGAUUCCUCCAGAAGCUUCAAGGAUACAAACCUAAUUGGAAUUUUGACGCUGUUUUACAUCUCAGUAAUUUUAUUUUGGGGGCUUAGUAUUACUUUGCUGUCAAAUUAACUCAGCUGUUGCAUUGUGCAAGUCAGAACAGCGCAGAUAAAAUUCCCCAGCGUCCUGAGCCAGUGUACCUGUGCCCAGGGACCAGGCAGGUCAGGUCAGCCGGCCCAGCCAGCAAAGCCUCAGUUGGGCUGCCUUCUUCUUCCUCCCCUUAAUGGGCGAGGACAGACUUAAGGGGGUUCACGUUGCUGCAUUUCAAUAGCGUUUUAUACUUGCUUUUGGUAUGAUUUUGUACAAUUUGAAGUUUACAGCUCACUAGUUCAUCGGCCUCACUUUGGCCUAAUGCUGUCUAUAUGACAUCUUGUCCUUCAAAGGCCAGGCAGGGAUGCAGACAUCUCACACACGUGAGUGUACUUUAUGAAGUCCUUUCCUGUGACUCGGUGUGGUCAAACUUCAAGUAUCUGCCCGAGAAUUUUCCAGCGUUGGUCUCGUUCACAGAACAUCACGCAAGACCAGACUGUGCUGUGUGGCACGCCUCUGUGGCCCUUCUCUGUGUGCUCAGAGAUAACCCAGCGGUGGCCGGCCCAGCCGAGAAAGACGUCAGGACCUCGCUUAAUGCCCUUCGUAGACCAGUGAGAUGGUGACUACCAAAACUUUCGAAUUGCCCCUGCCACUGUUAUGAGAGAGGCAGGGUCAGGAAAGUGGCCGGGCCCUGGAAGAAGAGAGGUGGAGGCCCCAGCUUGGAUUUCAGCGGGGGAGUCUUGAAGACGCCCUGUUACCUGUUUCCCAAUCGAGCUGAGUGUGUCUCCAGGUUCCAGCCCUUGCAAAUGGGUGAUGGAGAAGUGCCCUCCCUGCAGCCGUGGGCUUGGCGGCUGGAAGUCACCCCCCAGGCUGCCGCUGCACCUGCGGUCCUGCAAGCAAGAGGCCGCGGGCCACGAGGCGCUGAAGCAGUCUCCUCUAGUCAUGGCUGUGACGUGCGCGAGCUCAGGGAAAUUCCUAGUAUUUUUUUUUUUUUCCUGAGUUCCAGAUUUUUGGGUGUAAUCACCCGGUUUAUAAAUGUUGGCUUAAACUGUAAAACAAAAAGCAGAAAGAGAGCAUUGCUGUUUGAGCGGAAGGAAGCUUAGCUUAGAACUAAACUGGGACGCACUGUUUGUGGGGAGAAAACUGCCUUCCAGAUGGAGCCUUCUUUCCGGGCAGCUGCUGAGGCGGUAGUGGGCCACUGGACCUGAAUUUGCAAGUCAUUCCUCCAAUGGCGCUGACCUGGGACGCAGGCGAGGCUCUGACCCAUCGUCCCCCGGCUCAAAUCCAGCGGAAUGCUGGCCCCUGCUCUUUAACUCCCUGGGUCUCUUACAAAGUGGAGCCAGUCACCAAGUCACCUUGCGGGGGCUAGCCCUUUAGCGGUGGGGAGCGAUGUUUACAAGUACACCUAACUUAAUGUCAACUUGAGUUUGUGAAAAGCUGUAUUUCAAUGGAUUUUUAAAAUUCAGAAUGAUUUUGAAUGACCUGCGGGGAGCUGGCUAUUGAAAAGCAUCCUAAGGUUUUUUGUAAGAAAGAGUCCUUUUGUAAGUCAACAAACAAUCUCUGAUUUAUGCGUCUUAAUUUUUCCAUGGGUUUUCUCAAAGCGAAAUGCAAUCACAGGACUAUCUUUUAAGGGUCUGUAACCCAGUCUGGGUUACUGAAAAUCACCUUUAGUAUCAGCACUUGAUAACUACGGCCAUGUUGCACUUUACAAGUGUGCACUGCGUGUGGUAAGGGACAGCACCUUUAUUACGGAGUGAAGCAAAUGGACUUAAAGAUCAGGGAUUUCCGUCCCCCCCUAGUGCUGAUAUUCUAUUGCACCUUCAGGUAAGGAUCUUCACCAAUCGGUGCCUCAGUUUCUUCCACAGAAAAUAGCUCUGGGGAUGCUGGCAGGGACUGGGGGAAGGACGCCUCGACCCCCUCGCUGUGCUCUCAGGGCAAAGUGCGCACAGUUAUGGCUCGUGCUGCUCAGACCUCACCACCAGGAUCGCUUCUCCAGCCGUCCAGGUGACGUGUGGAGGAAGGAGGCUUCACCCUCCUGUGGCAGUCUACACUGUCAACAGACUCUUCAAGUCACAUGGUUUAUGAUGACAACCUGAAUCCUCCUUGGGCAAGGCGCGAUGAGGAACAGCUCACCCCCUCCCUGCGCCCUGUCAAGUGUUACCCUUGAGGUUCUGGAUGAAGCUUACUCCCGUAGGUCGAUACCUGGCAAGGACCAGGAGAGCCUGGGGCUCAUGUCAAGGAAAAAAAAAAAAAA